Rhagoletis pomonella (apple maggot) is the source of this 891-nucleotide messenger RNA. Its product is annotated as CUGBP Elav-like family member 2. NCBI's taxonomy places the organism in Eukaryota, Metazoa, Arthropoda, Insecta, Diptera, Tephritidae. The record is from RefSeq and is a predicted model, not a curated record. Gene Ontology annotation, biological process: mRNA splice site recognition; regulation of alternative mRNA splicing, via spliceosome. Gene Ontology annotation, cellular component: ribonucleoprotein complex; nucleus; cytoplasm. Gene Ontology annotation, molecular function: mRNA 3'-UTR binding.
AUGUAGAAUGGCGAAAUAAUUUAUAAAAGUGUUUUAGUGCGCUGGUGAUAAUCGUGGCAUACAACUCGGUUAGCGGCUAUGCAUCAGUAUUUUUCGUUAUCGAACACAAUUAGAGAAAUUUUAUAUUACUUCUGAAGACGCGGCAUCGGUAAAUCAAAACAACAGGCAUAUAUGAACUGUGUCGAACUGCAGAAUAUUUCAUAAUAUAUUAAUCAAAAAACAGCAACAACAACAUUUUUGUGUCAAAAAAUACAAGAUAUUGAGUGCAAAUUAUAACAAACACCAACUUGUUUUCGUAAGUUCGUAAUGAAAAAUAGAGGCAGGCUGAAAAGUGCAUCGCCAGCAAUUCAAAACAGCAGCCCCAUCUCCCCCAGAACUAAUACCAACUCUGAGUUUAACAUCAGAAACACCUGCAACAGUCCCAUUCCCAUCAUUAGUAGCGCGGCAAAUGGUACCACUAAUAGCAGUAUCACCAGCGGAAACGGAAGUGGAAAUGUCAACGAUGGCGUAAGCAGCAUUUCCAGCAGCCCUGUGGACAUUGAGAAAGGCACUGGCAAUCUGACAUUGACAAGAGCAAUGCAACUUCACAAAUCCAACGUGCAAAACUCGUCGCCCAACAGUUUCAACACCACAAAUGGCCAUCAGCCCUAUCCGUCGAUAACGUCCACAUAUUGGCUGCCGCCGCCAAAUACGGCGCCAUAUUUAGUUCCAGAGCGCAAACUUUUCGUUGGCAUGUUGAACAAAAAAUACAAUGAAGCAGAUGUCAGGCAGUUGUUCACAGGCCACGGCACCAUCGAGGAGUGUACAGUGCUUCGCGAUCAGAAUGGGCAGAGCAAAGGCUGUGCCUUUGUGACGUUUGCAACGAAGCACAAUGCCAUUGGAGCAAUUAAG